AUGCAAUCGGCGCCCGAUGGCUGCUUCCGUUAGCUUUUACUACCCAAUCCCCAAAAGCUUCCUUCUCUCCUCUCCCACUUGCAAAGGAAACCCUAAUCUCCUCUCCUCCACCAUACCCAUCCGCUCCUCCUCCUCCUCCUCCUCAUCGUCGUCAUCAUCGUCGUCAUCAUCGUCGUCAUCAUCAUCUUCUCGGCAGAUCUUGCACCAUCGCAGCCUCAAACUGCGUCGACGAUACCCCUCAUUCGAAGAUUCGCUUCCGUUUUUCCAAUUCAGCUCUCCGAUCGACGACCCGGGCCUCGCUAACCAAAACCCAGAAGGCUUGAACGGCGAAUCCCCCGAAUUUGUGUGUCGGAGGGGUGAAGACGACGUGGGAGUUUCGUCGAACAUGUGGUGGACAGAUCUGAAAGCGGCUGUCGGACAGCGUGUUAACAUCGAGGGCAUUUGCUCUUCGCUCUCCGUGGUGGUCAGAGAUCAUCACCUGGCUUUGCCGCACGUUUCGGUGCCGGAUAUAAGGUACAUUGACUGGGAUGAGCUGAAGCGGAAGGGUUUCAAUGGCGUGGUGUUCGAUAAAGACAACACUCUCACGGCUCCUUAUUCUCUGACUCUGUGGCCACCGCUCCGACCUUCCAUAGAGCGGUGUAAGGCCGUGUUUGGGCAUGACAUCGCCGUGUUUAGUAAUUCUGCUGGGCUCUCCGAAUAUGAUCAUGAUAGCUCGAAAGCCAGGGCACUGGAGGCUGAAAUUCGACUUAAAGUGUUGAGGCAUAGAGUGAAAAAGCCUGCAGGGACAGCUGAAGAGAUCGAGAAACACUUUGGUUGUCCGUCCUCGCAGCUAAUUAUGGUGGGUGAUCGGCCGCUCACAGAUAUCGUUUACGGAAACAGGAACGGGUUUCUGACCAUAUUAACCGAGCCAUUGAGUCGAGCCGAGGAGCCUUUCAUCGUUAGACAGGUGAGGAAGUUAGAGAGGACAUUGUUGAAUCAUUGGAUGAGAAGAGGUCUGAAGCCUGCAGGUCACAGUUUGCUAUCCGAUGUAACAGUCUGUGUCAAGGAUCCAUCAAAUUUGUAAGAAUGUUCUUUUUUUUGCUUACAUUACUCCUUGCCCUUUGGACCAACCGUCUUCCUUCAAAAUCAAGUUCUUACAUUAUCAAAA
This is a messenger RNA of Tarenaya hassleriana, 1147 nucleotides long. RefSeq lists its product as uncharacterized. The coding region runs from base 17 to 1063 and encodes 348 amino acids. The transcript is spliced from 5 exons. NCBI's taxonomy places the organism in Eukaryota, Viridiplantae, Streptophyta, Magnoliopsida, Brassicales, Cleomaceae. Gene Ontology annotation, molecular function: phosphatidylglycerophosphatase activity. The record is from RefSeq and is a predicted model, not a curated record.